AUGUGUAAAUGGUUUGAAGAGGGUUUAAAUGAAGAUAUUAAGUUGUUAGUUGGGAUUCUAGAAUUAACAGAAUUUGUUGUACUGUUCGAUCAAACUCAUAAAGCUGAAGAGCUGAGUAAAGAGAAAAGACAAGCUGAGAUUGAAGCUCAAUAUUUAAGUAAAAGAUUUACUAGAAAGUUAUAUCAGUUAGCUUCAAAGAAGUCAAAGAAAGAUCAUGACCGUUCUGUUACUCUUGCGGGAUAUUCUGGGAGAGACAGAAGUAUUCAACAUUUUAAUUUGAAAUUUCGGGCUACAUCUGUAGCAAGUGUAGGCAGUGUUGGAAAUCGCAAACCCAGGCGUAAAUAUUGUAAUACAUUUCAUUUUGGUGAGUGCUGUAUAAAGAGCGGAGCCUACUUUAGAUGUGGAUCUUAUGACCACUAUUUUAAAGAUUUCCCAGAAAUGCCUAAAAAUCAUGCUAUCCAAACGUUGAAGCUGAGUAAUUCUACUACAAAAGGGAGACCGUCUCGUAAUCCUAGUAUUAUGAGUAGUAGCCGAGAUAGGGCAAAAGAUUCAACUGUCAAACCUGAAGUACGAGCACUAGCUAGGACAUAUGCUAUUCGUGCACGUGAGGAUGCCUCUGAACCGAAUGUUAUCACUGGUACUUUUUCUCUUCUUGAUACUAAUAUUACUACUUUUAUUGAUCCUAGUUCAACAUAUUCAUACAUAUGCACGAAUUUAGUGUCUGUUAAAAAUUUACUUGUUAAGUUCACGGAAUUCGUGAUUACAGUUUGA
Gossypium raimondii (Peruvian cotton) is the source of this 771-nucleotide messenger RNA. RefSeq lists its product as uncharacterized. Bases 1 to 771 code for a protein of 256 amino acids. The record is from RefSeq and is a predicted model, not a curated record. The transcript has a single exon. Lineage: Eukaryota; Viridiplantae; Streptophyta; Magnoliopsida; Malvales; Malvaceae.